Aureobasidium melanogenum CBS 110374 is the source of this 2961-nucleotide messenger RNA. RefSeq names its product Utp14-domain-containing protein. Gene Ontology annotation, biological process: rRNA processing. The transcript has a single exon. The coding region runs from base 1 to 2961 and encodes 986 amino acids. Lineage: Eukaryota; Fungi; Ascomycota; Dothideomycetes; Dothideales; Saccotheciaceae. The record is from RefSeq and is a predicted model, not a curated record. Gene Ontology annotation, cellular component: small-subunit processome; nucleolus.
AUGCCUGCUCGUGUUGCUCGCUCGAGCGUAUCAAUCGCCAAACCCAACAACGCUCGCAAAAAGUCUCAGAAGCGAACUCUUGACGCUUACUCGAUCGCCUCGCAUUCCGCUCCCGACACAUAUAAAGUCCGUCAGCAUCGUUUGGGCGAUUCUGUUGGUGAACCUCGCCAGAAGCGUAGAAGACUCGAAGAUGAUGACGAAGACGACAACGACGAGGAACACGCCAGCAACGCCCGACGACUGCAACAAAAGGCUGUGAACAAAAGAACUGGUACUGGCAAAAGAGGAGGCUUAGAUGAGGAAACAGACGAGGGAAGCGAUAGCGAAGGCAACGAAUGGCGCAUGGGUGGUCACAUUGGCGAAGAAAGCGACAGCGACCUCGACAGUGACGAAGCCUUUGGAGAGAGCGACGAAGAGCGUUUCGAAGGCUUUACAUUCAGAGGAAGCUCGACUAACGGUCUCUCGAAAAAGAAGAAGCGACCUCAACCCACCUCGGAAAUGGAUCUCGACGAAGGCGGCGACAGCGAUGAGGAGGACUCGGCUAGCGACUUUGGCGAUGAGGGUGUCGACCUAGCCACUAUGCUCGACGAGGACAACGAGGACGACCUCAUGCAGACCGAGGAGAAGCAUGGCGACGAUUCGUCCGAGGAAGAAGACUCUGACGACGAGGAUGAGGAGGAGGAAGAAUCUGAGGACGACGAGUCUGAAGAAGAUGAUGGAGAAGACGACGCUACCAAGCUGUCCAAGCUGCAGGAUCUGGUCGCCUCGCUGAACAAGGACAACCCAGAAAAGCGCAUUGGCGGACGUACACAGGACGCUCACGAGUCGCAAGAGCCCUCAGCAUAUGGUCUGUCCGCCUCGCAGAAGCUUAAGAUUUCUGAUCUGCUACCUACCGUCACCGAUCCUGCCCUUCGCAAAUCGCUCAAAAUUCUUACAUCCGAAAAAAUCACCAAGCGCGCAGGUAUCCCUGGAAAGCUUGACGCUCCGCUACCUAAGAGACAACAGGACAAAUUGGAUAGAGCUGCUGCUACUCAAGAGACAAAGAAGACCUUGGAGCGAUGGCGCGACACUGUCAUCCAAAACCGCAGAGCCGAAUUCUUGCAGUUCCCCCUGGCAGAUCCAAAUGCCAUUGAGGCUGUCGGUACUCAGAAGAUGCUUCCCAUCCAACAAGACAAGCCUGCCAACGAACUUGAAAGCGCCAUUCAGAACAUCCUUGAGGAGAGUGGUCUCAGCAACAAGAAAAAGCAGGGACAGGAGGAGGACCAACUUCAACAAUUUGAGGAGCUUCAAAUGAACAAAAUUCCCAUCGAGGAAGUCAUGGCCAGACGCGCCGAGCUUCGCAAGGCAAGAGAACUGCUCUUCAGGGAGGAAGUCAAGGCCAAGCGUGUCAAGAAGAUCAAGUCAAAGGCCUACCGUCGUGUGCAUCGUAAGGAGCGUGAGCGUGCCGAGGCCGCCGAGCGUGACUACCUUGCAGCUGAAGGCAUCGAGGACGAGGAUGAGAAGGAAAGACAGGACAGAAGACGUGCUGAGGAGAGAAUGGGCACCAAGCACAAGGACAGCAAGUGGUCAAAGGCCAUGAAGAAGUCAAACCGUUCCGUCUGGGACGAGGACGCUAGAGAGGGUCUUAUUGACAUGGCUAGACGCAACGAGGAGCUCAGGAGGAGAAUCGAGGGCAAAGAUGUGUACGAGCGUGAGAGCGACGACUCUGAUAUCAGCGUCAGUGAUGACGACGACGAGGAGCUCGACGAUGACGAACUCGAGAAAGCACGUCUGUCUAAGAAGAUUGACAAGCUUGGUGCCAAAGAUGGAGAAAAGUCCAAGAUUGGCAACAUGGCUUUCAUGCUCCGAGCUGAAGCUUCACGAAAGGCUCAGAACGAUGAAGAUAUCGAGCGUCUGCGCAAGGAGUUGGCUGACGAGGAUGGUGAGAGCGAACAAGAAGCGGAUACCACUGUUGGCCGUGCCAUUUUCGGACCCAAGCCCAAGCAAGGUUCCGCCAAUCCCUUCAAGGCUGUUCCUCGUGGCGAGCUCGAAGAGAACAAGACUCUGGAUGAGGAGGACAAUCAUGAAGAGGAAGCCGAAGCUGAGAUCAAGGUCGGCGAUCAAGCAGACACCAAGCCUGCUCCUCAGUCAAGGAAGCCGAGAUCAUUCCUCCAGAGUGCCCAGAAGGUCGUUGCCGAUGUUGACGAACUCAAAGAGCCAGAAGAGAACGCCUGGCUGACGGGCUCUUCCAAGAGCAAGAAGAAGAGCAAGAAGGCUGCUGAUGAGGAGAUGCUUGAUCUUUCCAAGGCCGCACCCACACCUGCAGUAGCAGCAAAACCUGCUGCCGCCGGAAAGAAGGCCCAGGCAAAGAAGCAAAAGACCAAGCCCGCAGCCAACGAGACCACAGCUCCCUCGACCGAAGGCUGGGCAACAGUCAAAUACGACAACGAUCAAGAAGAAGCCGAUGCCGAGGAGGACAACAGAGUAAAUCCUAUGCUCUCCUCCAAAGAUGAGCAAGCUCUCUUCCACCAACGUGCCUUUGCCGGUGACGACGUCGCUGUUGAGUUCGAAGCAGAGAAGGACGCUCAGAUCGAAGAUGAAGGCGACAAGGUUGAAUCCACUUUCCUCCCCGGUUGGGGCUCAUGGACUGGUACCGGUCUCUCCAAAGCGACGAGAAAGCAAAACAAACGCAUCGCUCACAAUCCUCUGCACAAGAAGGUCACCGAGGGUGUCAAGGCAGCAAAUCGUAAAGACGCCAAGCUCAACAAUGUCAUUAUCUCGGAAGCUCAGCAGAGGAAGGGCAAGAAGUAUUUGGCCAGUACACUGCCUCAUCAGUUCGAGAAGAGGGAGCAGUAUGAGAGGAGUCUGCGUGUUCCUGUUGGUCCCGAAUGGACGACCAAGGAGACUUUCCAACGCAACACCAGACCCAGAGUUGUUGUCAAACAAGGCAUCAUCGCGCCCAUGGAGAAGCCUUUGGUCUAG